This is a messenger RNA of Dermacentor albipictus, 5018 nucleotides long. RefSeq lists its product as uncharacterized. NCBI's taxonomy places the organism in Eukaryota, Metazoa, Arthropoda, Arachnida, Ixodida, Ixodidae. Gene Ontology annotation, cellular component: cytoplasm. The record is from RefSeq and is a predicted model, not a curated record. Gene Ontology annotation, molecular function: glycosyltransferase activity.
AAUCACGAGCGGUCGGCCAGGUCGGCUGAGCAUCCGAAAACAUACCGCUGCCGGUGCGGUGGGUGCCGUCUACGCCGGGGUUACAUUCGAGCAUGACGCGGGAGCUAUGAGUUCCACGUCUGCGUCGACGUUAAAAUUUUCAAUAUUGUGGACCAUUCAUUGAGCACAACUGCGGGAUAUCACGCAUUCAACCUCUGAUCAAGCAUGAGCUCUGCGAGGAGAGAGCCGGUGAAUAUUGAAUUCUCGGAGUCUACAGAGUUUGAACGAUGGCAGCCUCAUCAAAAGGAAAUCAACCAGGUGGACCUACCGGCAUCUUUAGUGAUUGAAGAUGACCUUCACUCCCUCACUGAUACCCCAGCUUCCAAUCUACACUGUGAUAAUUUAAGUAGUACAGUUCAUGAGUCGGUGAAGGCAGCACCAGCUGAGGCAGCAGUAGGAAAUGAAGAUAAUACAAUGCCCAGUACAGUUUCCUACACCUACACCAGCACAGAUCCAAAGUCUAGUGAUGGCUUGGAACUUGAGAGCUUCUCUUUAGAAGGAAGCAUAAGCAAUGACCCUAUGGCAAAUGACAUGGCUAAGACGUCAGGCCAAGGUCCACAGGCUAUGGAGCCAUCUUAUCCUUGUCCUGUAUUUCCCAAUGUUCCUGACUUGCAGGCGGACAUAUCUCGAGCGAUAGUUGCUAGUCAGUCAAAUAGAUACAGGUCAAGUACAAAUCCCCAAAAUGCAAAUCUAGGUGUAUACCAGGAUGAUAGAAAGCACUGUGUUCGGCACUCUCAGCUUGCAUCUGAUGAUUUUAAUGACUAUUACAUAAAAAUGCUGAGUGCUCAAAGGAAGCAGCCUUUGCAUUUGCGAGAGCCACCGCUCUGUAAUUCCUGCUCACAGUCAAUGAUUAAAUAUGUCUCUGCCAUCCAGACACUUAUACAGCAACUCAGCAUAGACAUUAUUGUGAAGGGAAAAGACCCUCCAGACUGUAGCUGGUGUGCACGGGAGAAGCUUGCAUCAUUUCAGAACACCUGGGCCCCAAAUUCAUUCGGAAGUGGCUCUACAAAGGCUGCCGAUAGACUGGACCAUAAGGAUGCUAAGCAUCCUACUUCAGGCUUGCAAAAUGAACAGGCACAUGCUGCUUCACCAGGAGUUCAAGCAUCGCAGGGGCCUGCAUCCUCUUGCCCAAUGCCUGUAGCAUGCCCUGCUUCAACUCGAGACUCGAACAAGGGGAACAUUGAAUUCUUGCAUUCGGCCCAAGGUGUGCAGAACUUUCCAGACAGUGGAGUGUUCCAUAGCGAAGGCACUGUUUCAUUUCAUUGCCAGCCUCUGAAUUUGCCUGCUGGUCAGGUACCAGACAUGGCUGCACCCAUUAGCAGUCUUGCUGUAAAGCCACUGAAUGAUGUCUUUUUUUCAACUGGUGUGGAGCAGCAGAACCUGCCUAAACAAGAUGAGCUGAACCUUUGUGCUCCUGAGCUCACGGAAAUGCAACGUGUCACUUCUCCAAAAAUGAGCUUGCCACCUGCAGAUACGGAAUAUAAUGGAGUGGUUGUUCAACCUUCAAAAACUCGUGAAGUCAUAUUAAAUCCCCAUUACACUGAAAGUGGAGACCUCCAGAACUCAGUCAAGCGACCAUCGGAGCUCCAGCUUCAUAACCUUGGGUCAAACUUCCAAGAAAAUCUGGCAGGCAAUGGGUUAUCUCUUGCAGAACAUGGUGGACCCAGACGAAAGCAGUCUCUCAGUUCAGAUUGGAUGACUGACCUGAUUCAGCCGCUUAUCCCAGAACCAGCAGUGCCAAGCGUACGAGAUCAAGCUUAUGUUACCAUGGCAAACAGCGACCUCAGUGCUAUGCUAUGCCUUGUUCUGGGAAAUUCGCUGUGGCUCUCCAGAACCUCUCGGUCUCUUGUCGUCUUGGUGACUGAUGGCGUGUCUCAUGCAUUCAGGCACCUGCUGUCAUGUGUCUUCAAUGUGGUGCUCUCGGUCCGUUCUCUUGGGACGCAAGGUACUACUAAACUUGCCCUUUUGGAACAGCCAGACAUUGGUGUCUCGUACACCAAACUCCAUGCCUGGCGGCUGACACAGUUCUCAAAGUGCAUUUUCUUGGAUGCUGGCAUGCUGGUUGUUCAAAACUGUGAUGAACUGUUUGAACGUGAUGAGCUUUCGGCAGUACCUGAUAUUGGCUGGCCAGACUGCUUCAAUAGUGGGCUGUUUGUGUAUGUGCCAUCUAUGCAAACUUUCUGGGACCUCAUCAGCUUUGCUGAACGCCAAGGCAGCUUUGAUGGAGGUGAUCAAGGCUUGUUAAAUACUUAUUUUCGUAAUUGGUCUUCUGACAUAAACCGCAGGUUGCCAUUUAUUUACAAUCUGAUGGCAAAUGUCUCCUAUACCUACAAGCCUGCAUUUAAGCAGUUUGGCCAUAAUGUCAAAGUGGUGCAGUUUCUUGGUGGAUACAAGCCAUGGAAUGUUAAAUUUCAUCCUCCCACGGGCACUUUGUCACCAGCUGCCAAUGUGCACCCAACAUAUGUCCAGUUUGUUCAGUUCUGGGUGCAGAUAUUUGUCAAGAGGGUCCUUCCGCUCUUUUCUUCGACCAUACAGACAAAGGUCAACGAGCAGCGCUACACGUGUGCUCUGGACAUCCUGCAGCACUUCCCAUCAUUCCUGGUGGCCGAGCCAAUGGUGUACCUUCCAGCACCAUCUCUUCGUACGCAUCCCAAGCCCAUCCUCUACCUCCCUCCAGGACCACGCAUUGCUCCCGAAUUGCCAGCUCCCGACACAUAUCCUCUGGACACAACAGCUGCAGGCACAGAGUCUGGAGUUUCUGAAGUUGCAGCAGUGCCAGAAGAUGGUGUUGAAUGCGAUACAAAUAGUGCUUCCAUUCCAGUUGCACUCAGUGAGCACACAGUACCCACAGAGAAGGACCCGCCAAAGCAUUUUCCUGUAGAAGUGGAUGACAACUGCAACUACCUGCCUGAAGCCAGUGUGGAGUCCACAGCUGUUGACGACUUGUCAGGGAUGCUAGCAUGGGAGCAAGGGCGGGCAGAUUACAUGGGCGAGCACUGCUCAGACAACAUCAUGGCAAAAUUGGAUGAACUCAUCGGCCCUGGUGUCCAGGCCAAGUAAAAUGUAUGAAAUAGAGGCUGGUCUGCAGGCUACAUUUCGUUGCUGUACUUUUGAUGAUCAUUCAACACUUGCAGUCAUAUUUAACGUUUAGUAAAUUGCUCCUUUUGCCUGUGGCUUACAUUGUUUCCCCUUAAAGUGCAAACAUGUAAAUUGAAAGCAUUCGAGCCCACUUCUGCCUGCAAUUACUGUAGUACAGUCAGACCUUGUUAUAAUGAAAUGGGAUGUAAAGAAAUGAUUGAUAUAACAAAGUGAAAUUCCCCUUGAUAUCCCCGUCGAAAUCCAUGUAUUUAAAAUCUUGUUUAACGAAGUGAAAUUGUCCUGCAAAUGGAUACAACGAACUAGAUUAUUCUCUGAAACUAAAAAAUACCCGACUAUCACGUGCCGCAUACGCUGCUUUCUGUGGCAGUUCAAAACUGCCGCGUCGAAUGCGUUGUUGAGCAACACUGCUUUCUCACUGCCAUGCGUAGCUGCGCACAAGCAGCGGCGACUAUUGCACUUCUCACCUGACCUCUCGCCUAGCCUUGCGAGCCACAGCACACUGCACGUGCUGUGGUGCAAAAGAUAAGUACAUUCACUGCUGCACACCACACAAGCAGGUGCAGCUAGGCGUGGCCUCCGAGACCUCUCCGGCGCAAUCUCGGGAGCAUGGAGAAUUCUUGCUCCACGAUCGGGGUUCACACCCAGGCCAUGCAUUGACAUCUCCUUCUUCCUGUGGCGUGCCGUGUGAGCUGGCAGCUGGGCCAUAGCCCGAGAGAUCGCAUUGGCAUCGGUGCAAUCUCGGAGGCCACAAGCUAGCCAAGCCGGCGCGGCGAAGUUCGCUUGCCACCUCGAUCACACAGUGCAGCGCUGUGUUGUGUGCCACGUGCUGCUCGACUGCGAAGAGCCAAAUGGAAGUUGGUUUUGCAUCAAGGUCAUAGCAGCACGAACUAAAACACACACACAGGGACAAGCGCUUGUCUCCGUGUAUAUGUUUUAGUUCAUGCUGCUGUGACCUUGACCUAAAGGCUGUUGCGUCAGGUGCUAGGUCGCGUGUUGCACACGCCGAAGAUUCUUUCGUUGUUUCAUUCAAAUUUCAUCGCAUUAGUGGCUGUGUAGUGGUUCCGUGAGCCGCAAAGCCGUCUUCUUACUUCCAUGUUUACAAUUGUGCAUCCUGUUGAGCAUAUAUUGCAGUAAAUAACAAUGGAUGUAAUGAAGAAUGGAUGUAGCGAAGUAAUUGCUACUCCCUUUCAACUUCGUUAUAACGAGGUUCGAGUGUACAUCAUGAUUGAGAUGUACGUAAAACGUUCUGUUCAAAUAAAGUGAUUGUGCUCUAAAAUGCAUGCUGAAAUUCUUAGACACAAUCUUCAUAGUAUGUCCAAAAAAAAAAAAAAAUGUGCAGGAGCUUAUUGAGUAAGGUUAAAACCUCUAAAACUUCUGGAUGGCCGACGUUGUGAAAAUCAAGCACCUAGUGCAUGAAUGGUAUACAAUGGCUGUGGGCAAAUAGCAUGUUCACUCCACACUCACAAUUUUAUGUGCAUAGGGAAGCAUUUUAUACAGCUGCUCACUUGAUAUGCUUUUGCAGUAUGUUGCUCACUGCCAAUCUUUGUUCACUGUCUGGCACAGUUCCUCCUAGCCUGUUCGUUAUUUUUUGACUUCUUAAGUUACACCUAGUUUUAAUUUUUUUAUGGGCUAAAGCAGUUAUCAACAAUAGGGUCUAGUGUUACUGUGCAAGACAUUUUGUGGCUGCCUUCCGUGGUAGUGGGUUUCGAGUACUACAUUUCUGCUGUUCUUGUGGACAGUUAGCACAGUGUAUGCUUAGUGCAAGCGAUAGUCUCUCUGCUGAUACCUAUCCGAAAUAGAACUAAAUUGUUACAUUUUUUUGUGUGCAGAAAAGAUGAUGUUUUUACUCUUCAUGUUGUCCAAUAAAGUGUUCAGCCACA